This is a messenger RNA of Heterocephalus glaber (naked mole-rat), 957 nucleotides long. RefSeq names its product olfactory receptor 5W2-like. Gene Ontology annotation, molecular function: G protein-coupled receptor activity; olfactory receptor activity. Lineage: Eukaryota; Metazoa; Chordata; Mammalia; Rodentia; Bathyergidae. The record is from RefSeq and is a predicted model, not a curated record. Gene Ontology annotation, biological process: G protein-coupled receptor signaling pathway. Gene Ontology annotation, cellular component: membrane.
AUGCAAUAUUUAAAACAAAGAAGAAUGAACAGUGGAAAUUGUUCAUCAUUACCAGAAUUCUUUCUCGUGGGAAUUACCAAUAAUUCUGAAAUGAAAGCAGUUCUAUUUUUGUCACUUCUAGUAGUUUAUCUCAUUAUUCUCCUGACUAAUCUCGGAAUGAUCAUUUUAAUCAGAGUGGAUUCCCGGCUGCACACGCCCAUGUAUGUUUUCCUCAGCCACCUGUCGUUCUCCGACCUCUGCUACUCCAAUGCAGUUGGCCCCAAGAUGCUGGUGGACCUGCUUGCUGAGAACAGAUCAAUUCCCUUCAUUGGCUGCGCUCUGCAAUUCUUCAUCUUUUGUGCUUUUACAGACGCUGAGUGUGUGCUGCUGGCGGUGAUGGCCUUUGACAGGUACAAGGCCAUCAGCAGUCCCCUGCUGUACACAGCCCACAUGUCCAGCAGGCUCUGCGCCCAGCUCCUGGCUGGGGUUUACCUGGUGGGCCUGGCAGAUGCUCUGGUACACACCACAUUGACAUUCCGCCUGUGUUUCUGUGGGUCUAACGAGAUUAAUCAUUUCUUCUGUGAUAUUCCUCCUCUCCUCUUAAUAUCUUGUUCAGAUACUCAGGUCAAUGAGCUAGUCAUUUUCACUAUUUUUGGUUUCAUAGAACUGAGCACCAUCUCCGGAGUCCUGGUCUCCUAUUGCUAUAUCAUCUUGUCAGUCAUAAAGAUCCACUCUGCUGAGGGGAGGCUCAAAGCUUUCUCCACCUGCGCCUCCCACCUCACUGCAGUUGCCAUUUUCCAGGGAACCAUGCUCUUCACAUACUUCCGUCCCAGUUCUUCUUACUCCCUCGAUCAGGACAAAAUGACCUCACUGUUUUACACCCUGGUGAUUCCCACCCUGAACCCUCUGAUUUAUAGUCUAAGGAAUAAGGAUGUGAAAGAGAGCCUGCAGAAGCUGAGAAACAAAAAGUGGUUUUAA